GGUAAAUUAAGUAUCUAGAGGUAGAUAGAAACAUGCUGGACCCACAGCCCCAUCACGACAGUGCGACCUUCUGCCCUCAGUACUUUUCUUUGUCAGCAGGCUACCAUCAAGGGGCUAGUAUCACAUGAUCCAGGCCACAUCUAACGUGUUCCUCCAUUCCAAUCAGGCUGAACUAAAGUUAGAUUGGGGUCCGCCCACUAGAUAAGAUCUGGAAUGCCCCGCUGCUUCCUGCAAUUUAUUUUUGUGCUUCAACUUUGCGAAUAGUUUCGUGUAGGAAAAAUUGAUAUCAACAUUCGGUGGGCAAGCCGCUACACUCAUGGUGCCGACUCACGUGACCGCCUGGAAUAGCAGGGUAUGGAUGCGGGAGGGGUCGACGUUGUGCAGUGCCUUUGUCGCUGUUCGAGAAAAGCGUCACAAGCAACGGAGAGAGUGCUUUGUAAAGCAUCAACAACCAUGAGUCAGAGUUAUAACUGGCCUAAUGACGAUGAGACCGACUCUCAGAGCCCUUAUAGUCCGAGUUCCCAUAGCAAGGAGUCUCAGUCUGCGACCCCGGCGGUAAGGAGCCGUCUGAGACCUGCAGGGAAACACCCUGCGUCUCUGCCAUCUGCCGACCGAGUUUCAGACACAUCGGACGAAGAGGACCGAACGAUAUCAUAAAAUAUCCAGUGGAAACUCUCUAUUAAUCAUAGAAAGCGGGGAGGCUGCUCCGAGUUAGGUGUAGUAACACCGAUACGGAUCUUUUGGCGGGAUGUCUUAGAAG
Trichoderma asperellum CBS 433.97 is the source of this 760-nucleotide messenger RNA. Lineage: Eukaryota; Fungi; Ascomycota; Sordariomycetes; Hypocreales; Hypocreaceae. The record is from RefSeq and is a predicted model, not a curated record.